Molecule: messenger RNA, 2243 nt
Organism: Leptopilina boulardi
Lineage: Eukaryota; Metazoa; Arthropoda; Insecta; Hymenoptera; Figitidae
Product: cilia- and flagella-associated protein 61
Exons: 14
Coding region: 323-2101 (592 amino acids)
Molecular function (GO): oxidoreductase activity
Source: RefSeq, a predicted model, not a curated record
GUCUAACUCGAUGACAGUUGGAGAAUUGAGAAUUUUUCUAACAAGGACAAAUUGAAAAUUUAUUUCCGGUUUCUUUAUUAUAAUUAUUCCAAAAAGAUAAUGUAACAAGACGAUAAAUAUUCUUAAAAAGAAUAGAAUAUUAAUGAUAUAUUUAAAUAGAAGUUGUAAUAAAAUUAAAAUAAUUUUUUCAAUCAUAUGAAUUCUCUUUAUUGGAAUAUUUUUAUGAACUGACAAUCAAGAACAGAUUUUUCGUUUCAAUAAUAUUUUGAGAAUAAAUUGAAUCUACUGAAAUUCAAGAGACAAGAAAUUUCUUUUUUUAAAAAUGACUUCUCAAUUUGCUUCGUCCUCUAAAUCGGAAAUAAAUUUGAAAAUUUUCGUUGUGGGAGCUUCUGAUUGUGGAAUUGCGUUUGCUGAAUAUCUCACAUCACAAUCAAAAUCGACUUUUGGUAAAUUUACCAAUGUCACGUUAAUCUCAUCGAAUGGUUUGCCAUACAAGAAUAAAAAUUCUUGUUUAGAAUUAAAAUUAAUUCCAUUUAAAGGACGUUAUUGUUACAAUUACUGGCAGGUGAAUGAAGAACGAGUCACGUUUAAUAUUAUAAUUGGAACUGUAAUCGAUAUUAACAGGAAAGAAAAAUAUAUUUCAGUCAAAAAAUUAGGAAACUUGAAAUAUGAUUAUUUAAUUUUAACUUGCGGUGUUCAAUUUGAUAAACUAAAAUUUUGGAAAAAAAUAGAAGAAGAAAAAGAAGCGGAAACUCCUAUUAAUUCUCUAACAAUAAAUGACGAAAUCGAGGCAACUGUUUGCGUUGAAAUAUUACAAAAAUCGACAGACAAUUUUAAAAUUCAAAAUUCAAUAGUUUUCUACGGAAAUUGUAUCGAGUGUUUUUGCACAAUAAACGCGUUUUUGGAAAUGGGUGUUAAAGGAUCUUGGAUAACAUUAAUUGAAUGUGACAAAGUUUUUUUCCACGAUAACGAAAUUGAUGAAACUAUAAUAAAGGAAAUAAUUAAUAGAGGAGUAAAAAUUAUAUCUGAAUGGAAAAUAUUUGAUUGGGAAUUAACAACAAAUUCAAGUGGAAAUUGGAUAAUUAAAUCUUUGGAAAUCGAAUCAAAUUUAGAAAUUCAAAAAAUUCCUUGUGAUAUUCUCAUGAAUUUUAGUAGAAAAAAUAUUCAGUUGACUAAUAUUAUGGCUUUCUCACGAGCUGGACUCGUUUUUAAUGAGUUAUUAGUAAUUGAUGCAAAAAAUCAAACCAAUGAUCCUUUUAUUUUUGCUGCUGGAACUGUAACAAAAUAUUCAGGCAAAUAUAUGGUUAAUUCAAUAAAAAUGAAAUAUUUCAAUUCUCUAGAAAUUGGCGAAAAGUUUGCCAUUAAUUUUAUAAAAAUAAUGGAAUCGCGAUUAGAAGAAAAAGAAGAAUCUACAAAAUUUAACACACUUCCGAUUUUUCAAAUUCCAAAUUAUAUUUCUUGUAUUUUACCAGGUGGAUAUUAUUAUCUACAUAUCGAGAAACCAGGAGAAACAAAUAUGAUUGAUAAUUCUGAAAAAAAUUAUGGAUCUAUUUAUAAAACAGGAAGUUGCACUUCUGACAUUGGCUAUUUCAAGAUUCGUUUAAACUCUUCCGGUUUCGUUAAAUCUGUUACCUGUUGUAGUAAAAAAAAUUUCGAAAUUCAAAGACUAAAAUUCCUGUAUGAAAAACACGAAUCACUAUUAAAUCAUUUGAAAAAUCAAUUUCAAAAUUCUCUAAUAUUGGAUUUCUAUUCAUAUUUUCAAGAACCAUGGGCAACUGCUAUUUUAACUGACAAUUUUCAAAGUUUCCAAAUUAAAAAUCGAGAAAUUUUACUUUCAAAAUUUUCAGAUAGAAGUCAAUCAUUAACUGAAGAAAUUUUUAAUUUAAUCAAAGAUCAAGAUUUAUCAAAAGAAGAACGAGAGAAAAUUGAAUCCGAUUUCUUGGGAUCUGUAUAUAAAAAGGAAAUAGAAAAAAAUUUAAUUAAUUUUCUACAACUUUUUGAAAAUGAAUUUCAAAUGUAUUGCACUCCAAAAAAAGCAAGGGAAAUACUAAUGAAUUUUGAAAAUAGUCCAUUAUUUACUAGUCAGCGAAAAAAAUUUUGAAAAUUCGAUAAUAUAUUCAACUGAAGAUUUUAGGAUUAAAUUGAAAAAUUUUCUUUUAUUAUUAAAGAAUUAAAGAAUAAAUUAAAGUUUUUUGAACUUGAAAAAAAAACAGUUUGUUGAAACCAGAAUUUUGUAGAAUACC